Messenger RNA from Setaria italica (foxtail millet), 1841 nucleotides. RefSeq names its product solanesyl-diphosphate synthase 2, chloroplastic. The transcript has 5 exons. Gene Ontology annotation, cellular component: chloroplast. NCBI's taxonomy places the organism in Eukaryota, Viridiplantae, Streptophyta, Magnoliopsida, Poales, Poaceae. Gene Ontology annotation, molecular function: prenyltransferase activity. The record is from RefSeq and is a predicted model, not a curated record. Gene Ontology annotation, biological process: isoprenoid biosynthetic process; plastoquinone biosynthetic process. The coding region runs from base 277 to 1425 and encodes 382 amino acids.
CUCCGCAUGCUCCAUAUUUAAAUCCCGCAGGGCCCCCUCCCUCCACCCGGAGCUCCACCACUCCACCUCCGCUGCUCCGCGACGAGAGCGGGGGGGGAAAAUCCCAACCACCAGGUUGAUUGAUUCGCACACGAAACCAAUCGCAGACAAGUAUCGUCCCAGGAAGAGGGCCUCUUCGGGGUCGUCCAAAGAUAUAGGCAUCCGUGGUCCUUGGGAGCUCCAACUCCAAGUGAUUUCUUCUUGGAUUGCUGCGCCUCUUGCUCUCGAGAAGUCGCCAUGCUGUCUCUGAGCUGCCCGGGGGUGUCCAUGAGCAAGAAGGCGUUCGAUUCGGGGCAGCUGGCCUCCUGCCGCUGCAGCUGGCCGGGCGCGCGCGCGGCGCCGAGGCGGCAGCGCACGCCAUGUGUUUGCUUCGUUGCCUCACCCGCCACACAGCCUGGCCUUGCUGCAAUUGAUGUGCCCCCGCAGACGAUUGUGACGACGGCAAGCGUCCCUGAACGCAUUUCUGUUUCUUCGCUGUUGGAGGUUGUCUCCGGCGACUUGCUCAACCUCAACAACAAUCUCAAAUCGGUGAGCUUCGUCUACAAGCCACAUCGCAGUGUUCCCAAAGUUAUAGUCGGCAUGCUGUUUGCUUGCUACAUCAUCGUAACUUGCCUGUCUCAGCAUGUUUCUCAAGCUUUCGAUGUCCAUGGAAUUUUAUCAAGGCAAACAUUCAAUGAAACUUCAGAGUCCAGAAUCCAAUCUUUUGCAGGAAAAGAAACUAUCCAUCAGCUCUAUGGCACACGGGUGGCUGUGCUUGCAGGUGAUUUUAUGUUUGCACAGUCUUCUUGGUUUCUUGCAAACCUAGAAAACAUUGAAGUUAUCAAGCUCAUCAGCCAGGUAAUCAAGGAUUUUGCCAGUGGUGAGAUAAAACAAGCAUCAACUCUUUUCGACUGCGACGUCACCCUUGAUGAUUAUCUGCUCAAGAGCUAUUAUAAAACCGCCUCUCUGAUCGCAGCAAGCACAAGGUCUGCCGCCAUAUUCAGCGGUGUCGGCACCACUAUAUGUGAGCAGAUGUAUGAAUACGGCAGGAAUCUUGGGCUCUCCUUCCAGGUAGUGGAUGACAUUCUUGAUUUCACCCAGUCAGCCGAGCAGCUCGGGAAACCAGCAGGCAGCGACCUGGCCAAGGGAAACCUGACAGCCCCAGUCAUCUUCGCGCUGCAAGACGAGCCACGGUUGCGGGAGAUAAUCGAUUCUGAAUUCAGCGAGCCCGGUUCCCUUGGCACAGCGAUAGAGCUGGUUCACCGGAGCGGCGGGAUCAGAAGGGCUCAGGAGCUCGCCAAGGAGAAAGGCGACCUGGCCAUACAGAGCCUGCAGUGCCUUCCGAGGAGCGAGUUCAGAAGCACCCUUGAGAAGGUGGUGCACUACAAUCUCCAGAGGAUCGAGUAGGUAGCAGCUGCAGCUUCAACUCGGUUUCUUUGAAAGAUCCGGUGCCGCCGUACUGGGCUUCCAUGUGGAUUUGGAGUGGCUCCCCGCAGAAAUCCAUGUUUUUUAGUGGUAUCAUGUUGGUUCCGGGGAGAUCAUUGGUGCAGCAACCAUCACAUGCGAGUAUGCAACCGACACUGCCGCGUACCCACCAACCUCGUGGGAGCAUUUGCCUCGGCAUUUUGCUUUUGCAGCUCAUGUAUGUGUGUAUGUAUCUGCAAGGUAAAUAAGAAGGGCAGCAUAUUGCAUAGUUGAUCUUUGCAUUUCUUUUGGUUCUAGCUUGUUGUAGCAGUUUCAUUAUUGUUGUAACUAAAUUCAGAGAAACGGUUAUGGAUGAUUAUGAAAAUUACGUGUUAAUAUAUUCACCCCGUUCCAAAUUA